Molecule: messenger RNA, 2706 nt
Organism: Aspergillus luchuensis
Lineage: Eukaryota; Fungi; Ascomycota; Eurotiomycetes; Eurotiales; Aspergillaceae
Exons: 6
Coding region: 1-2706 (901 amino acids)
Biological process (GO): mitotic sister chromatid cohesion; maintenance of mitotic sister chromatid cohesion
Cellular component (GO): SMC loading complex; chromatin
Molecular function (GO): double-stranded DNA binding
Source: RefSeq, a predicted model, not a curated record
AUGAGCUACCCACCACCCCAUAACGGCCCAUAUCCUUCGCAGUAUAUGCAGCAACCCCCCAAUCUGCCGCAUCACCAGCAGACCAUCCACCCGCAGCAGCUACUGUACAACAACAAUGUCAACACGAGCGCUUCGCCAUAUCAAUAUGGGAAGCCGGUGGUCUAUCCCCAGGUCAUGAUCCCGGCGUAUCCUGCUUACGCGCAGACUUAUAACCCGCAGCCGCCGCAACAACAGCAACCUCCUCCUCCUCCACCUCAACAGCCUCCACCCCAGCAGCAGCCGCAACAGCAAUAUGUGAAUCCGUCGGAUCUGUUCAACCCACCACCGCUUGCUUCUACCUCGCCUCCCCAGUUCACCAAUAGUCCGUCUCAAUAUGCCGCACAACCAGCGGUGUCUGUUGCAGGCAACAGCCGCUCCCCAGUCCUCCCUACUUCUACCCCCGCCCCAUCCACGUACUAUGCCGCCCCAGAUCUAAACCAAGCGAAUCAAACUCCCAACAAUUACCCUCAACCUACAUCUACGACGCCCUCAGUUCAAGUCCCGACCCCCGCUGCUGCUGCUGCCCCUGCGGCUGCGUCUCCUGCCCCUCCUCCUACUGCUAAACCUGUUGCUGCCAAACCCGUCCCUGUUAAGCCCGCGGCCAAACCUGUCGCUCAAACUCCCCCAGCACCAUCUCCUAAGCCUGUCCAGGUGUUAAUUCCAGCUCCUACCCCAGAAGUGCAGCAGAAGAUCCAGCGCCCUCCCCCUAAGAAGCAAGUGCAGCGACAAACUGGCCAAAAACCUACCCAAAAAUCAGCAGGCGCACCGAUCGACUAUCAAGUGCUGCUGUUGGCCAUGGCUGAUGAGUAUCUGAAUGCUGCUCACAGUCAUGGCACGUUGGUAGCCUUGUUAAGACGGGAAAUGGAGAUGGACGAGUAUUACAAAUUAGUUGCUACAGGUCUUGGUUGCUUGGAAGCCGUUCUCAAGAACUGGCGGCUUCAGCCCCGGGUUGAAGCUCUAGUCCGAUUACGCUAUGCCCGUAUAUUGUUCGAGGAAACAGACAACGACCUUGAAGCGGAGACAGCAUUAAGCAAAGGUAUUGACCUUUGCGAAAGGAAUCGGAUGCUUGAUUUGAAGUAUAGCAUGCAGCAUUUGUUGGCGCGAAUGCUGUACAAGACAAAUCCAAAGGCCUCGCUGAAAGCUGUUGAUGGGAUGAUUCAAGAUGUCGAAGCGUAUCGCCACUCCGCCUGGGAAUACGCUUUUCGUUUUCUUCGAGUGUCUCUUUCACUUUCCUCGUCGGCCCAUCAAGAUUCAGUGUCGGCACUGCAACACCUUCACAAGAUUUCCACCAUGGCCAGCCGCAAUGGCGAUAGGGCUGUCUCAGCCAUGUCUGCGAUAAUUGAAGCUCUAGCGCACCUUCAGCAAGGAUCCGGGUUUGACUCGGUCGAGCAAGCCCAGCGUGCAGUAGCAGUAGCGCGGAGUCACCAACUCAACGACGAGCUCCGACAUAUUCCACAGCUAACGACUCUAGUCCAAAUUGUCGAUAUUUGCUGCAGUCUACUUGAAUACGACAUCAAUCAAUCAUCGCAAAAGCUGAAGAUGCUGCAAGAUUUGAUGGACGAACGCUUAAACGACUCGAAUUGGCGCAGCGAUGGAUCAUUCUCAAUCCCAUUGAAUGGCAAGUCGGCCGGACCGUCUUCCAUUGACACCGGGGACAUCCUCCAGGUCCAGAGUGGCACGCUGCUGUUAAGCUUCAAUUGGCUACCUCAGCACGAUCUCUACGCGCUUUGCUACUUCCUCAGUUCGAUCACACUGAGUUGCAAAAACUCGUAUGAUGGACGUAAGGCAGAGAAGUUCCUGCAGGAGGGCACUCGUAUGUUAAAGGGAAGUUUCAAGGCGCCACAAGAGAUCACAGAAUCGGUGGUAAGUGCGAACAGACGCGUUCAGUGGCGCAGGGUUCUCUACUGCAACCUGCUCGUUCAGCAGGUUUUCCUUGCUUGCGGUCGCACAGAUUGGGAGCUAGCCAGCAAAACAUUGAAGGAACUUCAAGAAGAAGGUCAGGAGCUUGGCGACCAGCUCCCAGAUACCGUUGAGUGCCUAAUGGAGUAUGCUACUGGUGCUAUUGCGCAAGCAACCGGCGACCUCACCGCAGCUCUGAACGCCUUUCAAUCCCCUCUUCUCUCAUUAUCCACCAACUUCAGCAAGACGGCGCGCAAUGAGCCACGCCGCGACAUCGCCAUUCUCGCCGCUCUCAACACCGUUCUCAUCCUCCGCGAUCCCACCCAUCCCUCUCACUCCCACCUACCCGCCGUCUUAUCUACUGUGGAAUCAUUCUGCACUGGCAGUCCCAACAAGUACAUCCAAGCAGCAUACUACCUGGUCUGCGCCACCGUCCAGACCGAGUCCACGAUCCAAACGAAGCAAUACCUACAACAAGCCCUCCAAUCCGCCACGGCAAUCAGCAACAGUCAAAUCACCUGCAUGACCCUAACCUUCAUGAGCUGGAAAUACUUCCGUGGCGUCGUCGGCGAACAAGCCGAGAAAAGUGCCCGAGCGGGCCGCGCCAUGGCUAAGAAAGCCAACGACCGGCUCUGGGUCAGCGUCACCGACGAAAUGCUAGCCGAAACGCUAGAGCGUCAAGGAAAGAACGAGGAGGCCAAGGGUGUACGGGAAGAAGGUCAUCGCGUAAUGAUGGGAUUGCCGUCUGCUUUGAAGAGGCCCGUAUGA